UAAAAGCAUGAAAUCGUAGUUAAACAAAAAAUUCGACAAAUAAAUUUACUUCUCUCACUUUCUUGUAUUAUAUAUAAUAACUAGAUCCAUGAUUUCUCGGUAGUUGCAUGCAAAGCUAUCUGGCAAAUUAAUGAGCGGUGGUUCUGAGCAAGGCAAUUCAGCCUCAGUUAUGUCUGGAAGCAACGAUGAAGAAACAUGGAAUCUAGCCAUCAGCCUAGCAAAUGCCGUUGUUCUUCCAAUGGUACUAAAAUCAGCUCUGGAGCUCAACAUCAUCGACAUCGUUUCCACACCUGGGAACACUGGUGCGUCCCUCUCAGUAUCCGAGAUUGUACAACGGAUUCCGGCUGCGAGGAACCCAGAUGCACCUAUCUUACUGGACCGUAUGUUGCGUGUUUUGGCAAGUUAUGAUAUAGUGAAGUGCUCGUCGUGGGCCAAAGAGAAUGGCCACAUUGAAAGAUUGUAUGGUCCCGGACCCAUAUGCAAAUUCCUUACCAAGAAUCAAGAUGGGAGUGGAUCUGCUGCUCCUCUUUUGUUGAUGUACCACGAUGAGGUCUUCAUGAAGAGCUGGUCCCAUUUAAAUGAUGCAAUACUUGAAGGUGGAUUUCCAUUUACCAGAGCCUAUGGAAUGACGGCAUUUGAAUACCUAGGAACUGAUCAGAGGUUCAAUAGGCUAUUCAAUCAAGCUAUGUCAAGCUACACUACCUUAUUGGUGAAGAAGAUCCUUGAUGCUUACAAGGGAUUCGAUGGCCUCAAGUUGUUAGUUGAUGUGGGCGGUGGUACAGGAGUUACUCUCAAUAUUAUCACUUCAAAAUAUCCUCAUAUUAAGGGCAUUAAUUAUGAUUUGCCCCACGUAUUAGCCCAUGCACCUUCAUAUUCAGGAGUGGAGCAUGUUGGAGGAGAUAUGUUUACGAGUGUUCCAAAGGGAGAUGCAAUUUUCCUGAAGUGGAUACUCCAUGAUUGGAGCGAUGAGCAUUGCUUGAAACUUCUCAAGAACUGCUGGGAAGCGCUCCCUAGUGAUGGUAAGGUGAUUGUUGUGGAGUCUAUUCUGCCGAUGGCCCCGGAGAAUAUUGUCUCUUCACACAUUGUGUAUAAGCAAGAUUUAUUCAUGUUAGCUCAAACUCCUGGAGGCAAAGAGAGGACCCAAAAGGAGUUUGAGGACUUAGCCUUGAAAUCUGGCUUUUCAAGUUGUGAAGUUAUAUGCUGUGCUUACAACAGCUGGGUUAUUGAGUUCUACAAAUGAGCUAGAAUGUUGAUCUUGAUUAAAUAAACAUGUUUUGCUCUCUGCAACUCAUACCACACAGAAACAUGUUUGUGUUUAGUAUCAAUGGAAUAAUGGGAAGGUCACUGGCUAUGUAUUUGCUCGUGUAUGUAAUAAUUGGUGGAAGCUUGAAUUUCACUAUCUUUUAAUUAAUCUGCAAUUUAAUCCUUCAGAUCUA
Messenger RNA from Hevea brasiliensis (rubber tree), 1436 nucleotides. Its product is annotated as caffeic acid 3-O-methyltransferase. Gene Ontology annotation, molecular function: S-adenosylmethionine-dependent methyltransferase activity; protein dimerization activity; O-methyltransferase activity. The coding region runs from base 131 to 1240 and encodes 369 amino acids. The record is from RefSeq and is a predicted model, not a curated record. NCBI's taxonomy places the organism in Eukaryota, Viridiplantae, Streptophyta, Magnoliopsida, Malpighiales, Euphorbiaceae. Gene Ontology annotation, biological process: methylation. The transcript is spliced from 4 exons.